CACCGCCCCCGCCGCGCCCCGCGCCCGCCCUUGCUAGCAGGCACCUCCCGCCCCCUGCAUUGCUGAUGCUGCUGCUGGCAGACAUGGACGUGGUGAAUCAGCUGGUGGCUGGGGGUCAGUUCCGGGUGAUCAAGGAGCCCCUUGGCUUCGUGAAGGUGCUGCAAUGGGUCUUUGCCAUCUUCGCCUUUGCCACAUGCGGCAGCUACAACGGGGAGCUCCGGCUGAGCGUGGAGUGUGCCAACAAGACGGAGAGUGACCUCAGCAUCGAGGUUGAAUUUGAGUACCCCUUCAGGCUGCACCAAGUGUACUUUGAUGCACCCAACUGCCGAGGGGGCACCACAAAGGUCUUCCUAGUGGGGGACUACUCCUCUUCUGCUGAAUUCUUUGUCACUGUGGCUGUGUUUGCCUUCCUCUACUCCAUGGGGGCUCUGGCCACCUACAUCUUCCUGCAGAACAAGUACCGAGAGAACAACAAAGGGCCCAUGAUGGACUUUCUAGCCACAGCGGUGUUUGCCUUCAUGUGGCUAGUUAGCUCAUCCGCCUGGGCCAAGGGACUCUCAGAUGUGAAGAUGGCCACAGACCCAGAGAACAUUAUCAAGGAGAUGGAUGUCUGCCGCCAGACAGGCAACACAUGCAAGGAGCUGAGGGACCCUGUGACCUCAGGACUCAACACCUCAGUGGUGUUCGGCUUCCUGAACCUGGUGCUUUGGGUCGGCAACCUGUGGUUUGUGUUUAAGGAGACAGGCUGGGCCGCCCCGUUCCUGCGUGCACCACCUGGCGCCCCUGAGAAGCAACCAGCACCCGGGGACGCCUACGGCGAUGCAGGAUACGGGCAGGGCCCCGGCGGGUAUGGGCCCCAGGACUCCUACGGGCCCCAGGGUGGUUACCAGCCCGACUACGGGCAGCCAGCCGGCGGCGGUGGCGGUGGCUACGGGCCUCAGGGCGACUAUGGGCAGCAAGGCUACGGCCCACAGGGUGCGCCCACCUCCUUCUCCAAUCAGAUGUAACCUGGUCAGUGCAGCCCGGGAGGACCCCAUAGGUGGGCAAGAGCUCAGGAGAAGGCCUGCCCCCCUUCCUUCCCCUACACCCUAGGUCUCCACCCCUCAAGCCAGGAGACCCUAACUGUCUUUGCUGUUUAUAUAUAUAUAUAUAUUAUAUAUAAAUAUCUAUUUAUCUGUCUGAGCCCUGCCCUCACCCCUCUCCCUUCAUGCACUAGGGGCCCAGUCUUGAGUGGGCUUCUUCCCUACUCCUGCCCCUUCCCUGCAUUCCUCAGCCCCUCUCUGAUCCCUGUCCCUGUCCCCUGAAUUUAGGGGGCUCUGGAAGGGGGACAGGGAGGGGACAGACCUCAGCUGUGUGGGGAGGGUGGGUGUGAAUUCAGACUCUCUCCCCUCUCUCUAGCCCCUCCUCCUAACUCUGGCCUUGGUUCCACCAGCCUUGCCUGAACAAAGCUGUGAAGGAAAAUUCAACCCUGAGGGUAGGAGAGAGGCAGAGAUCCGGAAUCUUGGGGUAGAGAAGACAGCUUGGAUCCAAGGUGGUCUUUAAAGGGAGCUCUAGAGUGGAGGGGAGUAGUCAUCAGGGAGUAACUGAAGUAAAGGGGUGCCUAAAGCAUUCUGGGGUGAGGCUUGGAAGGAGGCCCAGGGCAUGUCUCUAGAAGGGGUGGGGGUUUAUGUGAGCCAGCAAGUGGACUCCAGACUGGUUGGGUCUUGGAUUGGGACCAGCCUAUAGAAGGUGUGUGUGUGUGUGUGUGUGUGCGCGUGUGUGUAUGGCUUGGCACAUUCAAGAAUCUGAACUUGAUCUAAUGGGAACACAUCUUGAGUAGAGCAAGAGGUGGGGUUCAGGAAUGAGCUAAGCUUGGGGUGAACUGUCCUAGUCAGGGUUCCAGAAGGGGUGUGGUUAGAGUGGGGUGAGCCUGGUGGUUUCAGAAAGGGCAGCCCCUCCCCCAAUAGGACAGUGAAGAAAAUGUGUUUUAAAUUGAACAGGUUUGGGUAGUAGGUGGGGGGGUGCUUAGGAGCUGCAGGAUGAGUUUUGUUAAGGGUGGGGAAAAUGGCCCUAGCUAAGGCUGGGAACCAAGGAAGCUGGUCUGGGAAAAAAACGAAUGAUUUUGCUUGGAGAGUGAGGGGUGGGAUCCAGAGAGGAACAGCCCCCACACCCUUGUCCCUCCCCUUGACCAGAUAGCUAGGUAAUCAGAGGGCAGAGCCAGGCAGGUCUGUGGGGCUGGCCCACCCCUCUUCCCCCUUCCCCUGCCCCUCCCUCCCUCCACAUCUCCACCCGAUCUGGGGUGGUUGGAGGCCUGGUCUGGAGCCCCUGUCCUGCACCCUCUGCUGUGUCUGUGAUGUCGGUAGUGCCUGUGAUUGUGUGUUGCCAUUUCGUCUGGCUGUGGCCCCUUCCUUUCCCCUCCAGACCCCCCUUUCCCACACCCUGCCCUUCGGUAUUGUUUGAAGACCCCCUCCCCAGGAAGAACAAAUAUGAAUAAUUCUCCUCCCCAAAUAAACUCCU
Messenger RNA from Urocitellus parryii (Arctic ground squirrel), 2496 nucleotides. It is a transcript of the gene Syp, whose product is annotated as synaptophysin. Lineage: Eukaryota; Metazoa; Chordata; Mammalia; Rodentia; Sciuridae. The record is from RefSeq and is a predicted model, not a curated record. Gene Ontology annotation, biological process: regulation of neuronal synaptic plasticity. Gene Ontology annotation, cellular component: synaptic vesicle membrane; synaptic vesicle; presynaptic active zone.